Molecule: messenger RNA, 6750 nt
Organism: Morone saxatilis (striped sea-bass)
Lineage: Eukaryota; Metazoa; Chordata; Actinopteri; Moronidae
Product: ankyrin repeat and IBR domain-containing protein 1-like
Exons: 21
Coding region: 1-3825 (1274 amino acids)
Biological process (GO): ubiquitin-dependent protein catabolic process; positive regulation of proteasomal ubiquitin-dependent protein catabolic process; protein polyubiquitination
Cellular component (GO): ubiquitin ligase complex; cytoplasm
Molecular function (GO): zinc ion binding; ubiquitin conjugating enzyme binding; ubiquitin protein ligase activity
Source: RefSeq, a predicted model, not a curated record
AUGUCCAUUAUCUCAGAGAUGUCCUUCCUGUUCAGUAAAGAGGGGAACCCCAACAAGCGUAAUGUGCACAACGAGACGUGCCUCCACGUGCUGUGCCAAGGCCCACAGAUCCUGCUGCUGUCAGAGGGAGCGCUGUCACCGCGACUGGCCCGACCCCAGAGGGACGAGCAGCGUCGUGCAGACAGCCUGCAGAUGAUCCUGAGCUGGACCGGGGCCAGGCUGGAGGGAGGCCAGUACGAGAAGGCCAAUGUCAACGCCACCGACAAUCACCACAGCACCUGUCUGCACUAUGCUGCCGCUGCGGGCAUGAAGAGCUGUGUGGAGCUGCUAAUCCAGAGCGAGGCGGACCUUUUUGUGGAGGAUGAGGACAAGUUGACGCCUUGUGACCACGCCGAGCGGCAUCACCACACCGAGCUGGCCCUCAGCCUGGAGUCACAGAUGGUUUUCUCCUCCUCUUCAGCUCAGCAGUCAAACACAGACGCACAUGGUGACACCAACCUGCUGCAAUACAAGGAGCCUUAUGAGGGACUGAAGCUUCAGGACCUGCGCAGGCUGAAGGACAUGCUGAUUGUAGAGACUGCAGACAUGCUGCAAGCCCCCCUCUUCACUGCUGAGGCCCUGCUCCGAGCACAUGACUGGGACAGAGAAAAGCUUCUUGAAGCCUGGAUGUCAGACGCUGAGGGCUGCUGCCAGCGCUCAGGCGUGACCAUGCCCACCCCACCACCCAGCGGAUACAAUGCCUGGGACACCCUACCCUCACCCCGCACCCCCAGGACCCCACGCUCUCCCCUCACACUCACCCUCACCUCCCCGACCGACAGCUGCCUCACACCUGGAGAGGAGGGUUUGUCUAUGUGUGGAAUCUGUCUCUGCUCUAUCUCGGUGUUUGAGGAUCCAGUGGACAUGUCUUGUGGACACGAGUUCUGCAGAGCAUGCUGGGAAGGGUUCCUCAAUGUAAAGAUUCAGGAGGGGGACGCACACAAUAUCUUCUGCCCUGCCUACGAGUGCUACCAGUUGGUGCCGGUGCACGUGAUCGAGAGUGUGGUUUCCAGAGAGAUGGACCAGCGAUAUCUACAGUUUGACAUAAAGGCAUUUGUGGAGAACAAUCCUGCUAUCCGCUGGUGUCCUGCAGCACGCUGUGAGCGGGCGGUGCGGCUCACCCGCCCAGGCCCCGGGGACAGUGACCCACAGAGUUUCCCCCUGCUGCCCUCCCCAGCUGUCGAUUGCGGCAAGGGUCACCUCUUCUGCUGGGAGUGCCUUGGCGAGGCCCAUGAGCCAUGUGACUGUCAGAUGUGGAGGAACUGGCUCCAGAAAGUCACAGAAAUGAAACCUGAGGAGUUGGCAGGUGUGAGUGAGGCCUAUGAGGAUGCUGCUAACUGCCUGUGGCUGUUGACCAACUCCAAACCGUGUGCCAACUGCAAGUCACCCAUUCAGAAAAAUGAGGGCUGCAACCAUAUGCAGUGUGCCAAGUGUAAGUAUGACUUCUGUUGGAUCUGUCUGGAGGAGUGGAAGAAGCACAGCUCGUCCACAGGAGGCUACUAUCGCUGUACUCGCUACGAGGUCAUCCAACAGCUAGAGGAGCAGUCCAAGGAGAUGACUGUAGAGGCAGAGAAGAAGCACAAAAGUUUUCAGGAGCUGGACCGUUUCAUGCACUAUUAUACUCGCUUCAAGAACCACGAACACAGUUACAAGUUGGAGCAGAAACUGCUGAAAACAGCGAAAGAGAAGAUGGAGCAGCUGAGCAGAGCUUUCAUUUGUCGUGAAGGCACUCCUCCAGACACACGGUUCAUUGAGGAUGGUGUGUGUGAGCUGCUGAAGACGCGACGCGUCCUGAAGUGCUCUUACCCUUAUGGCUUCUUCCUACAGCAAGGCAGCACCCAGAAAGAGAUAUUUGAGCUCAUGCAGACGGACCUGGAGAUGGUUGUGGAGGAUCUGGCCCAGAAGGUCAACCGACCGUACCUGAGGACGCCCUGCCACAAGAUAAUCAGCGCGGCCCGUCUGGUGCAGCAAAAGAGGCAAGAAUUCCUGGCAUCAGUUGCCCGUGGCGUCGCUCCGAAUGAUUCUCCUGAGCCUCCACGCAGGAAUUACCCUGGAGGAUCAUGGGACUGGGAGUACCUUGGCUUUGCCUCCCCAGAGAUGGGGAGUCGUCACUCUGUACUGGGAGCAGGAGAACGAGAGAGACAGUCACAGGAUUAUGCUGACAUCCAGUACCGUCGCAGACACAGGCCACGGCGCAGAGGAGACAUGCUGAGUCUGCACAACCUUAGAAGCAGCAGCAACACACCAGAGACCAGCAGGAGGAGUGAGAACACAGAAGCUCUGGAGAGAAGUGAGGGCCGCAGGAGAGUGCUGGGCUCUCUGGAUGAAGAUGACCCUAACAUCCUGCUGGCCAUCCAGCUGUCCCUUCAGGAGUCCCGCAGAGAGCGAGGCCUGGAGGGAGGGAUGGAGAGAGGGAUGGAAGGGAGAGUGGAGCUGGAGCGUGGACUGGAUCGAGGACAGGAGAGGAGGCCGGCUCCCACGGGAGACCUGGGUGAUGUCGCUUUGCACUCUCUCAACGCGGACGCUCCUCCGGGAGCCAGAGGCUCCUCCUUCCCCACUUCUCUCCUGGAUCCUCCUCGCCCCCCUAACAGAACAGACUCCACCUGCCAGCCGCCCACGUCUAACCCCCUCCCCCUUCCUCCUCCGCCUCCCUCCCUCAGUGCAGAGCUGCUGGAGCUGGGAGACAGCCUUAUGAAACUGGGGAACAUAACCACUCCUUAUGACCUGGACACACACACACAAGAGCAGCUCUGUUCACACCACACAUACAACCACAGUACACUCACUGCUCCCUACACCACUGACCCUGCUUACAGCGACUGCAGCCAUAGACAAGACCAGAAUGCACUGACCGCUCCGUAUGUGCUCGAGCAUAUCACCAUCACAGAGCCUCGCUAUGACAGCAAAGAGCAGAGUUACUGCCACUCCGGUGGCUAUUUGGCUGAGGCUGAACACGCUGCCUCCUGCGCACUUGAACGCACCCAAAUCCCGUUGCAUCCCAGUUCGUAUAACCGGGAACACGCAGCCACGUACGACAGCACCCCAAAACCAGACAGCUCUUACAACCCCUGCCCAGAACACAGUAGCUCCUACACUCAGGAGCGUCCUGCCGCCUACGCUCUCCAACGACCACCAAAAUCAGACCCCCAGCCCCCUGCCCAGUUGUGCCUCCCGUCUCCAGAGCUCGAGCCGGAGCUGCCGCUGUCACCGGUGAUCCCCCCGGGGGGCCCUUUCACCCCCAGCGACCCUCAGAGUCUGGAGCCCCUGGACCCCACAGCCAGUGCCCAGCUGCUGGACAACAUCAUGGCCUGGUUUAACAACAACAUCAACCCCCAGAACAACCCCCAGAGCCUGGCCCUCAUCCCCUCCCCGCCCACCACAGAAACUGACUCUUCCCCCGACACACACACUGAGACUGAGUCAGAGAGCCAGACCUCCAGAGACGUGACCCCCGCCCCGAUCUGGCAGCCCCUGGAGGGCGAGCCAGAAGCGGACAGAGGGUCGGCGAGCCCCCGUCUAGGUGCUGCGGGCGCAGAGGGCCCGAAGACAUCCAGGCCCAGCACUCUGGAUCUUGAAAACAGAGAGACUCCUGAGGAGGGUGUGGACGCAGGGUGUGUGGCUGACCUGUCGCUGGACGAAGCGCACACACACCCGCGCUCACACCCCCAACGCGAAAACAGUCCUGCACACACUGCCCCGGCCACAGAGAGAGACUUAGACCUCAUGCUUCAGCUAGAGGGGGACCAAUCACCUGAGGAGUGGGAGGAACAAGUACACCUGGUGUGACAGACCGACGUGGAGAGAGAAGGUCGAGAAGGCCAAGUACAGAAAGACGGAAAGAGAUUAAAGUGAAAGAGGAAAAGACUGAGAAACUAGAGAGAAGCACUGAUAUAAGAUAGACGAAUAUAAGAUGAAACGGUGAUUCCUCAAUGAAAGAUGUAGGUCUUUGGGAGUUGAGUGUUUACUGUGUGUAUUAUACUGUAUCUAGAGAGGACAUAAGGCCCUGCGGACUUUGUCCAGUAAAGAUGAUGUCAUACGCAAUUUGAUUUUUUUUAAUUAGAUUUUUUUUAAGUGCUUUUGUCUGUUUUAAAAACAGACAAACUCUUCUUUGAAACAAAUAAGUGUUUAAAACCGAAUACAUCAAUGGAAAGCUACUGAUAUCAUAACACACAAAAUGCUGCACUUUUUUUGUUUUCUUAUUUUAUUUAUUUCCUGCUUCCUGUAUUUGUCUUCUCAGUUUGUCCAGGGUGAAGUUUUUGGUGCUGAUCUCGCUGAAAUCCAGACUUGCCUCAUAUGUCCACACUUUAUUAACACACUGACCCAACCACAAGCCUGUUCAGAGCUCCUAGAGCCAAAUGUGAUAUGAUAACUGUAACCUUGGAGCUUGUUUAGCGUACUGUACAAUCAGAGGGCCUAAUUCUGAUUUUUGGACCUUCAUGCACACUGUGCCUGCUUCGUUAGAGAGCCAACACACUACUGAUCUUUCCUUUUGGUAGGCUGCAAAGAACAACGAUACACCUGUCUGCUCAGUAAAUGUCACACUAGUACAACAUGCUUAUCUGUCUUUUGUAUUAGUCCAGUGAUCACUGGAGGGAAAUGGUUGUGUCCCUAUGCACAGGGAGGUCAGAGGUCAGAGGUCAGGCUCAGCUAUAGAGCAGUCAGUAGGAACUCGGUAUCAUGGGUGCUGGUUGUUUUCCUGCUCACUGUACCGCCUGCUACCCAUUCCAAAUAAUACUGUCUUUAUCAGGGAUGAGCUGUCAUCCAUAAUGCUGUAUUUUACAAUGGCUUUGACUCAGUUUUCACAGCAUUUCAAUGUGCUAAAGUCUUAACACAAAAUGUUACACUAACCAUUUUACCACAAAAUUACAUCUUUUUAACACCAGAGCAUCACAGUAUUGUGUUUGUCGCUCACCUGUUGUCAUUAUAUUUUAAAAUAAAACGGUUCAUAGCAAAUAUCGUCAAACAAAAGGUUUUCAAUGGUAAUUUCGUUAAUAUUAUACAAAAAGGAAUAAAAAAAAUAAUAUGUGCAAUAGUCAUCUUUGAUUUGAACAUGAUGUAUUUAUUUAAUAUAAUAUCAGUAAUAAUCUUUAUUUAUACAACUUUUAAAAAGCAAAAUCAACAAAUGAUAAAAUUAUAGUUUUAUACUGUAACAGAUAACACUAGAUCUAAUUAUGUACAAUAUGCUGCGUUACUGUAAAUACAAAUAAAGAAGUCUUGAGUCUUUACACCACAGUAAAUCUCUCAUUCUUAUAAGUCAAAAUAAUGAUGGUGAUUUCACUGCAUCACUUUACUUUCUCACCAAAAACCACAAUUUACACAACUGUAACAGACACUCAGUACAUUGAAGAUUGAGAUUUAAAAAGUAAGUAUCUAAAUGAGGAGAGCAUGUGAUUUUCCCACCUUGUAUGUGAGGACAGCAUUGCAGCGUUGUGAAAACUGAGCCGCAGAAAUCAGACGAUACUGUAAAUGCAAACACUCAAAAUGAAUUUGUUUUAUCAUAUCUAUUCCUCUACUGAUGGCUAAUACAGUGUGCUGUUGAUGCGUGGGAGAUACGUUGGGUUUUUAUCUUGAAUUUAUCCUUUUUUAAUUCCUUAUUGUAGAGAUGACAUUUCUGUUGAGACCAGAGUUGUUGGGUCUGUGUGCCUUUUUUGUUUCAAUCGUAUUUGUUUAUUUGUUGGUAUUUAUUAGUGUCAUUGCUUUUUAAACAUGCUAAACAAAGUUGCUAAUGAAAGAUAAUGGAGAACACUGUACACUGAGGCUCUUGAUGCACAUUAGUAUCAUUUCAGCUUACACCCCAGGUCUUUCUUACUUCACUGUAUCCCUAGAGAGGCAGGGCCCAAGUUUCAGCCAUUUUACUUCUUAAAAAAACUGCUUUUGAAGCUACGGUUUUCAUUCAUUCUUUAUCUUCAAACUUUAUUGUCCAACUGUAAUGUUUACAAGAGGUUUAAACACUGCCUGGUGUGUUUAGAUACGAUUUGGUGCUUUGGAGACAGAAAUUUUAAAUUUUUAAUCAUACGUUUCACGGUGGGCCAAACAAAUGUAAAGAUAUCCUGUCUGAGAGCAAAUUCUGAUUCUGUUGAAAUGUCUCCCUCUACUUUACAAAAGCAGCCAGUUUAACAGAAUGUGAUAUGCAAUCAAAAAUGCAUUACUUAUAAUUGAUGGUUUGAGUUUGAAGCUUGUUUUAAAGUGUGAGGUCUGGAGUGCUCCACUGAAGUGAUCUUGCCUUUAAAAAAAAAGAACAACCUUUCCCUCUCCAUGUUGAACAUUAAACUGUGACGGUGCUGGAAGGUUUGUAGGUGCUGAUGAAGACGUUUCAUAAAACUUAGUGAGGUGUGAGGAAAGCUGGUGAGGCCCGUAACGUGUCGGACAUUGUUUCCUGAGGAAUGGCUUGUUGAACAGAACAGUACACAUUUAUUUUAGGUUGCAACACAAUGGAAGCACUGAGUCUGGGGUCAUUUAAUUUGCACAAGCAUGCUGUUAAUGUGUUCAAUUAAUUCAGUGCUGUCAGGAAGGAUGUGGAGGACUGAUGAGUGCGGCUUUUGUUAUUAUUAUUAUUAUUAAUUAUUAUUUUAUUUUUUGUUUUCUUGAUUUAGAAUUGGAUUUAUGGUGUCAAGAGAAUGGUCCUGUGCCAUUUUGUACUCCAUAUAUAAUGUUUAUAUAUUAACAAUCCCUCAGCCAACCACUUCAGAUUUAAAAAAAAAAAAAAAAAAA